AUGAGCAAGCGAGUCCCUUGUAACGAAUGCCGUGAACAUAAACGUCGGUGCACAGGCGAGACUCCCUGUGAACGCUGCCAACGAUUGAAACUCAAAUGUGUUUAUACCAUCAAAAAGUCGCCCAAGGAUGAAGAGUAUAUCCAGGAGAUAGAAAUGAUUGAGCAAAUCGACCAGCUUCGACACCACAUUGCCUUGAUGGAAGCCGAGAUUGGUCAAUUGAGCCAAACACAAUCGACAACAACAACACCCACGCCACACGAGUCUCCAUUGACAACGAGUAGUAGUACGGUGACCGGAGGAUCCAUGGCUUCACCUAUCAGUUUGAGCGGCAACGAUAUGGCAUUGGAUUUACCUUUGAAAGACUUCAACAACAACAACAGCAACAUCAUUGCAACGAAUGACCGGGGAUACUCAGUGUCUUUGUUGGAUCAACGACGUCAACAACGACAAUGGACGACGAGUGAUGUCGAUAAUGAUGAUAAUGAUGAGAGCCGGCAACCACUCGAUUGGACACUUUCAGUGAGCAAUGGCAAUCUAUCAAUUCAUACCAAGAUCCAUAAUCACACCGAGCUAUUAAGCAACCUUCAAAAGAUCGUCACCACCCUUGAGUUCCAGGAUCAAGUACCAGCAUUGUUUGCAACAGCGACUGAGCCUGAUCCCAUGUCAAAGAUGUUGCAUAUUCUAAUGUGGAAGCGAUAUGGCAAAUCAAGGUACAAAGGCAUCGUCAAACAAAUGACAUUUACAAGCCGAGCAACGGGAGGAGAUCAUACAAUCGUACCCAGCAACGUCGUUGAUAUAUCAGCUUUGAUGCGCCGUUUGAUCUUUGAAUACACCCAUUGCCAACAAUACAUGCACCUUUCGCUCCAUUGUCCGACGUUUAUGCGAUUAUUUGUCGAAUGCGAUCGUCGAGAUUUGUCACCAGCAGCUUUAGCCGCGUGUGCCGUCAUUUGCAUGAUGCCUUGUCGCCACAUCGUUCAAAUCAUCGAUUACGAGCAAUGUGCGGAUUAUGCAACCUACUUUGCAGAAAGAGCCAAAGAAGAACUUUCAGAACGGUUCGAUGAGAUCAGCUUGGACGUGUAUUUGGGUUAUACCUUUUUGGCCCUCUUCAAGGUACACGCAUCCGAUAUUGAUGAAUGCAAUCGAUAUAGCGACUUUGCUGAACGCAUGCGACAUUUGCUGGAACCCAUGUAUCAAGACAAGAAUCAAGAUCCUGGCGAAGUAGCAUUGCUCCAUCGUGCCUCCAAUGUGGUGAUGAAGGUGCGCACCUUGGCGGGUAUGAUGAUGAUCAGCCAACAAAAGCAAAAAGGAUAUAAGGAUGCGGAUGCCGACUUGUAUUCCUCCGUUUACAAGAGGAUCCAUGAACGCCAUUUCGAUCUGGAAAUAGUGGAGGGUGAUUCACCAGAAGAACAACGCUAUAUACGCGCCUUCCAGAUGAUGCGUGUGCUAAGGGAUGAAGCUCACAGGGUGGUCCAUUCGUUUCAGAGCUCAAACUUGAUGAACUUUAUUGGCGUUUUCGGGCAUCAAUUGGAAAUGGUAAUGCGACUAUGGUACAAAGAGACACUCGAACCCGAUUUUCGGCUCUCAGCACCUUUGUUUGACGACACCAUCCCCGAGAAUGUAUUUAUGGAUAUGUUGGAAAAGGAUUGCCAAACGAGCUUGGUGCCAAUAUUGACGACAAUGCGUAUCUAUGGCGAAUGCUUUGUCAUGUGCCGAUCACAUCUUCCCAACACAAUUGUUGUCAAUCAUCGUUUAAAGAUCAAUUAUCUCCCACCUGAAGACUCCGAGGAUGAGCAAAAAAGGCUUAAACAUCAACGACGUCUUGGCAAGCUGAUGCGACUACGCCAGAUGAUUGAAUUUGAAGGCACUGAUGAAGAAUACCUGCAGACCGUGUUUGGUGCUCUUGUCCUUGAUACCCGUGAUCUACGCCAUUCACUACUCGAUAUCACUGUACGUGCAGCUGUGUGCACCUUACGUAUCCAAAAGUUUUUAUUGCGACGCCAACGUGGUGUAUGCUUAUUUGAUCCACGCAUUCCGCUUGAUGCUCUGGAAGUUCUCAAACGCAUGGCCAAGAUCUACAUGUAUGAUGAUAAGCAGUUUGCCUUGCAAGUACGCAGCGUCAUAGACGACUAUCUUUCAAUGCUAAAAGAUGCCGUGGAAAUGGAACCAAUGUAUCGUCGGCUGGAAACCAAGAUACGGGACUUUGAAGCUGAAAUACAAGAAGAAUUAGCACCUCUCAACCCAUGGGCCAAUGUUGACCAGGACUUGUCUGCAUACGUCGAUAUAUGA
Messenger RNA from Lichtheimia ornata, 2286 nucleotides. RefSeq lists its product as uncharacterized. Bases 1 to 2286 code for a protein of 761 amino acids. The record is from RefSeq and is a predicted model, not a curated record. Gene Ontology annotation, biological process: regulation of DNA-templated transcription. Gene Ontology annotation, molecular function: DNA-binding transcription factor activity, RNA polymerase II-specific; zinc ion binding. The transcript is spliced from 3 exons. Lineage: Eukaryota; Fungi; Mucoromycota; Mucoromycetes; Mucorales; Lichtheimiaceae.